UCUCUCUCUCUGACCCGUCUGUAUGUCUCUCCCUUCAUCUGCCCUAAGAAAGUCAGCGCCUUGUUCAUUCCCUCUGGUAGUGGUUGCGGAAUCCACGAAGCUUGUUGCUAUGGAGGCAGACUGGGAUCUACACGCGGUGGUCAGAAGCUUCACCGCCUCCUCCACCGCUGCUGCCGCCGCCGCCGCGGCUACAACGUCGACAGAUCUUGCACCCCAUGUUCCCGGGCCUUGCUCCUCUUUUGGAGUGGUGAAGAAAGAUGAGGGCUUUGUCUCUCCGCCGGAUCCUUAUGAAGCGAGGCACAGCUCGCUUGCGGAGUUGCAUGAACUGUACAAGCCCUUGUUCCCCAAGCCCCAGCCUCUCGUCUUUCAAAACGCUGCUGUUCCUGCUCCUCCUCCUUUCGGAGGAGUGGAUGGUCGACCCGCGCUUAGACAACAACCUAAUCCUGCUAACAAUAAUGGUUCUGCGGCUGCCUCCUCUUCUGGCUCCUGCAUGACAGGCUCCCAGUCUCAAGCUUCUCGCUCCAAAAGAAGCAGGAAGAGCCAGCUAAAGAAGGUUUGCCAUGUUCCAGCAGAGAGUCUGUCUUCUGAUAUCUGGGCUUGGCGUAAAUAUGGCCAAAAACCGAUUAAGGGCUCUCCAUAUCCAAGGGGAUACUAUAGAUGCAGCAGCUCGAAAGGGUGUUUGGCCCGGAAACAAGUGGAGAGGAACAGAUCCGACCCCGGAAUGUUCAUAGUCACAUACACGGCGGAACACAACCACCCUGCACCUACCCACCGCAACUCGCUCGCAGGUUCCACGCGUCAAAAGCCCGCUCAGACCGACGCUGUCGAAGACCCCAUCGCUGCAGCUGCUGCUGCCUCGACAAAACCUCCUUGUUCCUCACCAACUACCUCCAUGGAGGACGACGUGGCAAAAACUCAGAGCACAAACACUGAAAGCAGAGAAGAAAAGGAGGGUAGCAUGGCUGAUGAUGAAGAGGAUGGGGAAGUUGGGCUAUCUGAUAUGGCUCUGAGUGAUGAUUUCUUAGAGGGUUUGGAGGGAUUGACAGGAGGUGGUGAUGAUGAGGAUUGUUUCUUGGAUCGUUUUCCGGCGAACUUUGGCCAUUCCUGGACGGCUAACAAUACAGCAGCCGCCACCGGGGGUAGCUGACCCAACUGGUCAAGCAUAUUGUUUUGCAGUCGAGUUGGAACUUUCUGGAACACCUACAAUUCAUCAUCUUCUUUUCAUCCAUGUCGUAACAAUUAGCAUCCCUGUGCAGCUAAGCUUUAUAUAUGUGUUCUUCUUCAAUCUGUAUAAAGAUUUCACUAGGCAGGCGGAGAGAAGGAAAAGCUGCUCAUCUCUCUGUAUUAAGAGAUCGACAAUCCGGUAGC
This is a messenger RNA of Rhodamnia argentea, 1368 nucleotides long. RefSeq names its product WRKY transcription factor 22-like. The transcript is spliced from 3 exons. Lineage: Eukaryota; Viridiplantae; Streptophyta; Magnoliopsida; Myrtales; Myrtaceae. Gene Ontology annotation, molecular function: transcription cis-regulatory region binding; DNA-binding transcription factor activity. Gene Ontology annotation, cellular component: nucleus. The record is from RefSeq and is a predicted model, not a curated record. The coding region runs from base 23 to 1147 and encodes 374 amino acids. Gene Ontology annotation, biological process: regulation of DNA-templated transcription.